AUGAAACUCGCAGUUGCUGUAUUGUCAUCGAUCCGGCUUGCAUGCUCAGUUACUAUGGCCAAUCCAAUUAAACCCAGUGAAAGUACAGAUGUUGAAACUAGCACUUCAACCGUCAUUCCCAGUGCAACUACAAGUACUGAAGCUAGCACCUCGCCAACUCCUAACCCAAACGGUAUAGGUUUAGGUGGUCUUGAUGCACUUCCAGAUAGCAUCAAGGAAUUGCUCGAAAAAUACGUAAGGCUAGGUUAUGGUCGUGAUGAACAAAAAAAAGUAUGCGACCCGUUAAAAUCUGAGCAUGACAGCCAGAUUAUGCUGGUAGCGGGCUUGGAAACGAAGAUUCAAGUUUUGAAAGAAAAAUCUCAAAGAAGCGGCGGCAGUCCAAAAUAUGAUGGUAAAAUUCAGAAGACUAAGGUUGAUCUCGAAGCCCAAGAAUCCAAACUUAAGGAUAUUAGAAGCCGCUACAAGGAGUGCCAGCUCAAGAAAAGUUGUUUUGAAAAUACAAUAUAUUUCACCAAACUGAGCCUCGUGAAUCUCAUUUUCGGAAGAAAUUGGAAUUGUGAAUCACUUUAUCAGCAAUUUGAUCUUAUCAAGAAGCACUCUUCCGUUAAAGGUUACCUUGACGAAUUAUCAUUAGAAUACAGUAAGAUUCUUGGUCAAAGCCCUAGUGAUCAACAAUGUCAAGAGUCGCAACCAUCACCGGAUACACCAUCUGGAUCUGGAUCCUCUGGACAGAAAGUUCCCUCCAAUAAACGGAAAAGGGUUUCCAAGCUUGUGGAUGGAUUAGGAUCAUGCUUUCAUCAACCCAAAGAUGACAAUCCAUCCAAUUAA
Molecule: messenger RNA, 828 nt
Organism: Batrachochytrium dendrobatidis JAM81
Lineage: Eukaryota; Fungi; Chytridiomycota; Chytridiomycetes; Rhizophydiales
Exons: 1
Coding region: 1-828 (275 amino acids)
Source: RefSeq, a predicted model, not a curated record